AUGGGUCUGUUCUACUUUGGAGUUUGGAGAAGUCUUCUUUACAGAUUGGGUGCAAUAGCCGCCAAGACAUGCAAGCCGGACAAUAGCCGCGGAUCAUUGAGCCCAAGGGAGAUUCCUCACUCCCUUGUUCUUGACUUCGUUUACCAAACCAGGAUAAAGCAUAGACAAGGGAUUUCAGUUUACUUAUUCAUUUAUUCCUUCUCCAUUCCUCCUCUGCGUAGUCUCACGCAGCGGAUGGGGUCAAAUUCGUCAUUCCCAUUCGAGAACCGAGUUGGGAUCGUAACCCUAGCAUCCCCACUGGACCCUGUGCAAGUGCGCCGUGAACUCGACGCACUUUCCCCAGAAAAGAAGCGGAUAUUUGGUAGUUCCGGUGCCUCGGGUCCCUGGAUUGGAUCUGACGAUCGGCAGCAGCGUAGCCUCCGCUACGGCAAACUCAUCGGCAAACCCCAAGCCGAUGGGUCAAUGUUCGCAAUCAUAUCAAUCAAGAGUCAUAUCAAUCAUAUCAUCAGUCCGAUCUCGGUUUCUCGGAGAGUUCUCGGUACCCAAAGACGGGUGAACGACGCUGACAGUGCUUCUGCUUCUAUUGAAAUGGCUUGUGAAAUGUCCAAGAUAGGCAACGAUAUGGGGAAGAAUACUUCUGCCUACUCAAAUAACGCCAAGCAUCUGCUGAAUGGACUUGGACCGGACGAAGAUACAUCUCAGAUAGAUAAGUAUGCAGGCAAACAGGACGAAGUCAUUUUGAAGAAGAUCAAUUCUUCGGCCCCUUCCAAUUGGUCACAAAUACGGAACGCCUCCCAAGGCACCCCAGAGCUUUCUUUAGGGAUACAAUCCACGGAGGCACUGCUAACCGAGGGGCUACAACUGCAAUCAGCCGCCAUUGACACCGGCUAUGAACAGUAUCCAACUACAUAUGCUACACGUUACCUCACUGGUUAUUGUGCAGCUAGAUUUAAGCCCAUUGUGCUGGCCUCAAUCUUUGAUACGGGGAUAAUUGUGCCAGUGAACAGGAUAGCAGAGAUAUGA
Messenger RNA from Aspergillus niger, 1023 nucleotides. RefSeq lists its product as uncharacterized. The coding region runs from base 1 to 1023 and encodes 340 amino acids. The record is from RefSeq and is a predicted model, not a curated record. The transcript has 9 exons. NCBI's taxonomy places the organism in Eukaryota, Fungi, Ascomycota, Eurotiomycetes, Eurotiales, Aspergillaceae.